Angiostrongylus costaricensis is the source of this 327-nucleotide messenger RNA. Lineage: Eukaryota; Metazoa; Nematoda; Chromadorea; Rhabditida; Metastrongylidae. The record is from the annotation of a GenBank genome assembly.
AUGGAAGUAGUGGAGCGUAUGAAAGGUAAACGAAUAAUCAAGCCUAUCGUUUAUGGAAAUACUGCAACACCGUUUGGCUACAAACGUGAAUCGGAUCAGCAUACCCAUCAGUGGACGGUUUUUUUAAAGAUGUUCAAUGACGAUAAUCCAUCGGAUUUCAUUCGAAAAGUUCAGUUUAAGCUUCAUGACAGCUACGCUGUUAAUACAAGAGUUUGCGACAAACCUCCUUACGAAGUUACAGAGACUGGAUGGGGAGAGUUCGAAGUUCAGAUGCGAAUAUAUUUUGUUGACGUCAACGAGAAGCCGGUCAGUUUCGUUUUAUUUUAG